AUUUUUCAAUUAGAUUGUCUUAGAAUGGAGUCGUUUUCGACAUUUUUUGAGGUUUCUCACGGGAUUAUUGCGUUACACAGAAUUAGGUGAAGAGGUUUUAACAAUUUAGGUCUAAUAUAUUUGAUAUUUAACUGUUAAGAAUUCAUUUCGUCCUCAAAACGUUGAAAAUUUUUCAAGAAAAUCAGGCCGGCGUCCGACCAGCUAGCUGUACCAGCUGAUACAAGACGGUAUGAAAAGAACACACGAUAACCAGCCGAAGUUGUACCAGUUUAGAAAUUGUCGACUUUUGAGAGACAGUAAGAUAAUUACAGACGAUCUCUGGGUUCGAGAUGGAAAGAUUAUUGAUCCUCGAAUAAUUUUCUGGGAAGAACAGGUCAAAGCAGAUGUACAGAUUGACUGCAAUAAUGUGAUCAUCUGUCCCGGAUUUAUUGAUGUGCAAAUAAAUGGUAAGUGUGCUUUAAAGUGAGGGAUGCUUAACUUAGGUAAGAGACAAGACGCCAAAUCUAAGGUUUUAAUCUAGACAGUUUCUACUGUUGAACCCCACCCCUCACUGGCCACAUUUUUCUUUGUAAAGUUUCACCAUUGUCAGAGUUGGACAAGGGGGAUAGUGGUAUACAAGUAUACCAAAUUGUCUAGUUCAUACUAAAAGAGAAUUUUUUAUACAGCUGCAUAACGUUUUACACAGUCUUAAACAUCUGGAAAGAUAUAUUAGAAAAACAAUGUUGAGGAGUUUGGGAUAAUGCAUCAAUCAAUUCCAGCUGUGCCCGGACCCCCCCCCCUUUGGUUACUGUGGGGCAUUUGCACACCCUGUCAGUCCCGGGGGUGGGACAUUUGCAAAUUUUACGCUGCCUGGGGGCCGGUCAUUUGCCAAUGCCGGGGCCAACCCUGACCUUUUGACAUGCACAUAGUUUCCUAUCAGAAUAUAACUACACAGAGGAUUUUACUUGAAAAACAAGCAGAUUGGCUCAUUUGUCAAGGAUGGGAAAAAACUGAAGAGGAUUGGAAAAAAAAAUCUCACAUUAAAAUGCUUAAAAUGGAACUACUCGACUGUGCGAUCAAUGAAAAAUGUUGUAGUGUUGAUGGAGGACAGGGCAUUUGCCCUCGUUUCUUUCUCACCCCGGGGGAUUUGACAGCUCAAGAGUCCCCACCCUGGGAAUUUGAAUGCCCAGGGGUCAGCCUGGGGGGGGGGGGGGUCGGGGUGCUGCUGGCCGCAGCUGGAAUUGACUGAUGGAUAACAUUUUCUCAUAGGGGUGUUAAAAUGUCAUUGAGUGCCUGUUAACAGCUACAUAGACUCAACUCUUGUACAUGUAAAGAGCCAUAGGGUUGUUCUAAAUGCAUAUGGGGUAUGGAAGGGGAUGGGGUCCUUAUCCCGCAUUUUUCAAAAUGAAAUCCCACAUACCACCCUUUUUUCAUUGCUUUCCCAAGUCCUGAAUUGCUGCAUUAAGUAUCAAGUCAUCAACUGGUUUGCUAUUGCUGCACCAUGUGUACAUUCCUGGUGUAUGUUCUAUCCGCUCCUCUGUUGAUUCAUCUUUGGAGACCUAGGGGCAGUUAAUUGGGUCAGAAUAAACAGCUGUGAUGCUGCUCUUAUCGAACUAGUUCCAUGACUCAUUCAAAUGCUUGUCUCUGACUGGGCCCAAAAAAUAUUUUUGUGUUCAAUCAGAAGCCAGCUUCUAUCUUGUUUUCUUGAUCUUCUUAUAUGAAGAAGUUUCCCUGCAACUUCAACCAUUUGCUGGACAUGUCUGGCUUGUGCAGAGAGCUGUCUUCAAGAAGAGUUUUCAGUGAAAAUGGGGCCCACAAAACUAAAGAAAUUCUAUAAUUGGUAUAUUUUCCACUUAAACUCAUACAUUUAUUAUGCAUGCAGUAAGUUUGUACCAUUUCACACAAACAUGUACGGUUGAUAAGAAUAGAGUGAAAACAUGCAUGCAUGCAUGCAUAAUAUUAAUGUAUGGGGUUAUACGGAAAUCUCACCCCAUGGAUUAGCAUGCCUACAAAAAAAAAUGAAAUGAUAAAUGCACCAAUUAAAGAAAUCAGAAAGUGCGCUGAUCAAGAGGUAAAUUCGUAAACACCAGAGUACUUCUAGGCUUGUUCAUGUGAAAUCUUUUGCGUUGUUGUUUAUGCCUGUUCGGCAUUCCUGUCGGGUAUACGUGCAGGAGAAAUUUUUUCGCCCUUUUGAGUUUGUAAGUUUGUUAAAUUUUUCUCCUUAAUGAUUAAGAGGAAGGAAUGAAACUGGUAGAGUAAACUUUGGGGCUCGCUGAAAAACUGAAAACUCUUCUCGAAGAAAGCUCUCCUGCAGGUAACAGACAGGUGCGGGGGACAGUUGACUUGUUGCUUGGAGGUAAACUACUUCUUGUAAGAAAGAAAGCAGCAAAAUAGAAGCUGGCCUCUGAUUGAGGACAAAAAAUAAUCAGAGACAAGCAUUCAAAUCAGUCAUGGAACUAGUUCGAUAAGAGUAGCAUCCCAGGGGUUUUCUGACCAGUUCUGUCAAAACUUUCGCCUCUGUUUAUUCUACCCAAUUGGCUGCCCCUGGGUCUCUGAAGAUGGAUUGAUUACUUGACAGUUUAAAUUAGAGAAUCAUAACCAGGCGGCUCUAUCGCGUGCUUUCAUAGGAGACACUAAAGAAUGCUUGCCUUGUUGAUUCGCAUUUGCUGCAAAAAAGUAUAUUUGAUACAUAAUGAUUUCCUGAAUUGCUGGCAGACAGGCAAAAAAACUACCCUGUUCCCAGGGUUCUCUCCUACCCAUCCCCACGGAGUGAGAGAUAGAGGGGUAGGAGAGAGAACCUGGGGACAAGGUUGGCAAAAAAAUUCCACAUCUUGCAUCCAAAUUUUGGUGAAUCCUGCUUCCCAGGUAUCAGCCAAAUCCUGUUUCCUUUCAAGAUAUUUUGGGCCAGUUAUAAAUUUAAAUGGAGUUUAACCAGUGUUUAACAAAACCGCAUUCUAAGCCAUUUUCAGUUUGCCAAACACUUUAAUGUAAACACGAUUUAUCAUGAACAUUUUCAUGAAAACAUUGGCGCAGACUAGAAAAGCAUUUGUCUUCUUACAAUAACCCACUUAGGAAAAGAUCUGGCAGUCCAAAGAUUGGCUAAACCACAGCCUAACACCUGACCCUUUGUGUUUUCCCUAAUCCUGCACCAUUUUUUGGUCAAAAAAUACCCUUCCAGACCCUGUGAAAAUGUCAUGCACCAGGCAGCUAGGUUGGUGUACCAAAACAAUGAAUCCAGUCAUGUUUGCUGUAACAUGAAAACUAGGCUGGGCGGGGCUCCUUAAAAUAUUGUGGCCUCAAGUGAAAUUUCCAGGAAGGUGGGGGUCCAAUUACCCAAUAAACUCUCUGUUGAAGCAGUAUAGCAGUAUAGAUAUUUUCAGAACCAUUACACAAUGUGUAAUUUUCUUUCACACUUCCAGGUGGAUUUGGUGUGGAUUUCUCAUCUGAUACUGACAAAUUAGAAGAAGGCUUAGUAACUGUAGCAAAAGGUUUGUUACAACAUGGAGUGACAUCUUUCUGCCCCACAAUUGUAACAUCAACACAGCAAAGUUACAAUGAGGUAACAGUUUGUUAUAUUUAAGUUCAUUAUUAACAUCUUAACUAGCUUUAAUAAGCCAAAUUCUGGUUGGUUUUUAGAUUUUAAAGACGGUCAAAAGAACUCCUGGUGGAGAGAAUGGAGCAGAAAUUCUAGGUAAAUUAUGGCUUUAUAAAACAUUGUUUUAUUGGGGUCCAAAAGUGGAUUAAGUACUCCUGGAAAAUUCAGUGGGUAGGCAGGGAUAUAUAUAUAUAGCUGUCUGACUUUAUAAAGGUAAUCUUACCGGUAUUUGUACCUGAAACAAAUGUUGAAAAUAAACAGAAAAAGUAGAAAAACAAAGCAUCAGUGAAAGUCAACAGAAGGUAAUUAAGUAAGGGAUAGCUUAGGAAACUGGUAUAACACAAUGCCCAGGUAACUCGUCUUAAACUUCAGAUUAUUUUUCAAUACAAAAGGCAGUGUUUUUUUCUGAUUUUUUCACACUUGAAAGAUAUGUUAAAUUACUGUUGCCAAGUUGUAAGUCCUAUAAAAUAAACAAUCCAAGUUAAUUGAUUUAAUUUUAAUUACCUCUCAGUAUACUAAUAAUAGUCACCUGUGCAAAAAUGAUUUGGGACCCCUGGAAAAUUUGUAGAACACCUUGAAAGCAUUACUCUAAGUGUUAAAACCAUACCCUUUGACAGUACACAUACCUAAUAGCUUAUUUAAUGUAGUACUGCAUCACCUGUUCCUUGAGUGCUUUUUAUCUAUGGUUUGAUCCCAAAGGCUAAACCACUCACUACAUGCGUAAACUGGGAAUAACGGAGGAUAAAGGUGCUCACCCUUGCUCUGCAAAUGGCUGGUACAGUGGACCCUUGAUAAAAUGAAGGGCCAAGGGACUGGCAAAAUUUGUUCGCUAUAACGAGGUUUCGUUAUAUUGAGCUUUUGUUUAGUAUAUUUUGUUAUUACUGAGAUAAUGAAAAUCGUUUGUUAUACGCGGAGGACUUUGUUAUAUGGACUUUGGGUGGCUUGGGGGCAAUGCUGUAGUUCUAGGUAUACAGUAGUAAUGCAAUGUUUAUACAGAGUUUGAAAAAAAAAGAAAAUGAAAUUUAAAAUAUUAAGAAUAAAACUGAACCACCAACAAUAAACACUUACAAAAUGAUGGUCCAGCCCUCCAGCAGGGGAUAUAAAUAAAAGCUUUUUAACACAAAUCCUUUUAAAUCUUUUUUCUUUUAAAUUUGUAUGCCAAGGCUAGGAUGCGGUUCAAAUGCAAAUUACACACAUUUAUUUAAUAUUUAGACAGCGUAGUAGGCACUUAUUCUUAAGGAAAUAACAGGGUUGUCAGAAAGUUUGAAGUAGAUGGCUGAGUUGUCAAAGUAUACGUAAGCAGCCAGCACUAGAGUUGCUGCUGAGCACCGAAGGCGCAAGCCUCUUGCAUUGGGGGGUCUGGGGGCAUUCUCCCGCAGAAAAUUUUCAUAUUUAGAUGCUCUGAAAUGCUGUUUUCUGCGCUCUCUAGGCUAUUUUCUCUCCAAAAUUACUGAAAACCCGGAGAAUAAACUAUGCUCUUUAUCUUCCAAUCUUGUUGGUGAACUGUGAUAAUUCAUUUAAAAAGCGCUAUCCAUAAAGAAAUGCCAAGUAGAGUAACCGGCCGAUACUAAUUAAUUAGGCAGCGAUUUUUGUCGGCUGCCCGGCUACUUUUGACAACCCUGAAUAACGGACUCAAGAAAGAAUGUGAGGGUGCGAGGGACCCUCUUGUGCACUUGUUCUUUCUUGUGCCCAUUAUUUUCUAGUGCCUACUAUGCAGGCUAUCAGUACUGUUAUUCAAUUGUCUGAUUGUUGUUUGUUUGUUAACCCAGGUGCUCACUUGGAAGGACCAUUUCUUAAUCCUGACAUGAAAGGUGCUCACAAGGCACAUCUUAUGAGACAGAUAAGCACCAAAGGGGCUCAAGAAAUGGAAGAUUUUUAUGGAACAUUAGAUCAUGUCAGCAUUGUAACUCUUGCCCCAGAAUUAGCAGGAGAAAAUAUGGAGUCGAUUAAACAGCUGGUGCAGAGGAAUAUUGUGGUGUCUAUAGGUAAGUAAAGACUUUUACUAAUAACACUCAAAGUACAAGACCUGCCUCUUGCUCUUCAAGGUUUUUUCCAUGUAGUACUCCAUGUACUCCAGCAACACUGCUGCUGCUGAGCAGGGACUGCAAAGAAAGUCAGUUUUACAGCCCGCCAUUUGGCAGUGAUGCCAACUCUCCCACUUUUGGCGGGAGACUUGCGCUUUUUUGCCUUGUCUCCCGCUCUCCCGCUUUGGUACAUUAAGUCUCCCGCUUUUUAUGUCCAGUAUAAAUAUUGAAUGUACUUAGUAAAAAAUAGAACAGACUUGGUGUGAGAUUUAGCCCAUUUUUAGCUUAAAACUUGAAUUUUUCUAAUUCGUGGUACGGUUUCUGGGGCAUUUUUGCACGUAUUUAGUCAUUGACAAAGAUUAUUUCUAGCAUCAAAACGAUGAUUUUGAAUUUUGAUAGUAUGUCCAUCAUGUAAGACGUCAUAUAAUGUCCUAAGUCAUUCCCGGCUGGGUUCAAUUUUUCGGGGGGUAGUGAAAAAAAAGACAGUCUCCUGAUUUUAGGUCUCCAGAGGUUGGCAUCUCUGAUUUGGGCAAGCUGUAGCUAGCAUGUACUAGCCCACAAGUCAUUUCAACUAGCUCCCAGCCCUUUUUGAUUAGCAAGAUUGAUUACAAUCCUUUUGUAUUUUGAAUUUCCCCCUGAAAAACAGCACUAAUGCCUGUCGGGCAAGUUAAGAGCAAAAAUCACUAGCCCGAUACGAAAAUCCACUAGCCCUAGGCUAUUGGACAUGACUUUCUUUGCACGCUGGUCCACAAAGCCAACAUUUCUAUUCCAGUUCAAUCAGGAACGGUAGACAGAAUUGCUAUGUAGAUGUGUUACUUCUAACUCAUAAGCUUAUAAUUAUUUAUUUAUAUAUUUAUUUUAAUUCCUUAGGUAGACCCUAGUGAGGGAUUAAAAAAUUGUUAAUUUAUAGAGAUGAAAAUCUCACAGUGAUGCAAAGGGAAUUUGUGCAUAUUUAAUUUUUUCCAUGUGGUUGCAAUGCUCACACACUUGGAGACCAAAUACAGGGUUUGUACAGAGGUCAUGGAAAACCUGGAAAGUCAUGGAAUUUAAAAAUUUCAUUUUCCAGGCCUGGAAAGUCAUGGAAUUUAAUUGUCGAUCCUUGAAAGUCAUAGAAAAUAAUUCUGAUUAAAGUAAUUGUUUGAUAGAUUACUUACCGCAGAUGAAAAGGCGAGGAACAUGUAGUUAUAAGAUAGAGAGGAGUAAUUAAAUACAAACCGCACACAUUUUUGGUGGAUGCCAGAGUUUGUGUCUGUUGAACUGUUCAAGGUCAAGAAAUACUGUAAAACAAGAAAAGUUUUUGAAUUUUUGAAACUGACAGCUAAACCUAAGGUCUUGGAAAACUUGAAAAGGUCAUGGAAAGUCAUGGAAAGUCAUGAAAUUUUGAAGAGCUUAAAAGAGUACAAACCCUGCUAAUAUCGCAGGUAUUCCAUCAUUCCAGGUAAUGACUCAAGCAUUUUUCAAAGUCUCACUUGAAUAACUUCCUUUUAUGUCUGUCUCAACUCUCACCUUACCAACUGGAAAUAAUGAAAUAAUGUGAAACAAUCAGUAACUGAUAAUUAUCAACAAAUUACUUCUUAUAUUACAGGUCACUCAGCAGCAAAUGAGGAAAUUGCAGAGCAAGCUGCUAAAAAAGGUGCCACAUUCAUCACCCAUCUGUUUAAUGCCAUGUUACCAGUAAGUUGUAUGUUUGUAAAUAUUUUUAAGUGACGGUUAAGGCUCUUGUAAACAACCACCUCAGGAACUCAAAAGGGUACACACAUGGUCUCAACUUUAGAACUUACAUGGUCGGGCUACUUCUUACUGACUGACAUGAUAAAUGUCAGAAAAGCCUGUCAUAAUUAUGUGUUGUUGGCAUUUGCCACUUUAAAAACAAGAGGGAAUUGGAGCCGAAAUGCUCCCUGAAUAAUAUUGUUUCUGUGAUAGUUACUGGGGUUAUGUGAGUGACCUGUUGGCCAGUUUUUCUCCCUGUCCCAAGUAACAGUCCCAAACGUCUUUGUGAAAGUUUACUAAGGCCAGUGUCCUUGUUACCAAAGUGGGAAAAAUUGUCCCUCUUAGGCCUGUUUCAAACGUUGUGCUACUGCUGUGCUAAGCUGGCUCGACUGCAGCAUGACACUAUAGCAUGACUUGCUUGGUUUCAGACGUCAAAUUUAAUUCACACAAUGAGAGUCGAAUGGAACUGCUGUUGCCAAAAACAAACACAAAAAUAAAGAAACGGUUUAGCAAACUUUUAAAUAUAUUCUAUAAAUCUAAUGUAUUAUUUUAUUAUUAAAUUUAUGAAUUGAGUUCAGCACAGCGUUAGCACGACGUUUGAAACCAAGUCGAGCUACAGCCGUGUAGCAUGCCAAGGCUUGCCGUGCUAAAGGCGAAUUUAAUUCAAUCAAUUGAGUUCGGCACGGCAGUAGCAUGAUGUUUGAAUCGGGCCUUAUAUAUUAUUGCUUAACACUCACAAAGAUCACAUCUGCACAAGGGAAUCAAUGUACCAAUGGUACAUAAUACUCUUAAUUCGAUCAAGAAGUGAAAAUUCAGGUGCUGACUGAGUGAGGUUGGUGCUUUUAAGAACUUAAAAACAAAGGAAAAGACCAGCUGGGUAAUUCAAAAAAGCAGUUCCAGUUGCUGAAAGGAGUGAUUGCUUAUAAGACAGCUCUUCAUUACAGAGUUUAAGUGACAGUUCAAAGGGGGGGGGGACAGGGGGGUGACAACCUCCCGCUUCCCGUACCCCGUUCUCCCGCCUCCCGUACCUUUUUGUUCCUUUGUCUCCCGACUCCCGCCCUUUAUUGUAUUUUUCCCGUCAUCAUGUAAAUUAUAAAGAUCAGAAGCCCGGGAUUAGUGUUAAAGCUGUAGGGUAAUUUGCCAAAGAUGAAAAUUGUUACAAGUCAGUUUUCUUAGUUAAACUAAGUUUUCACUAACCUGGUUAUCUAGGUUUGACCACCGCUUCUGACAUCCCACUACAGCGACAAUAGUCUCAGUCCACUGUGCAGUGUAAUAGCUAUUGCAGUCAUCAAAGAUGCAUUAACAUGCAUUUAGGAAUCCCAAAAUUACGGGGAUCAUGCCAAAAUGAAGUCGAAGGGCCAAACGUUACGGUAGAGUUCAGUACUCCUGUCUAGUUCCCAGCGUCUAAUUGUACUAAUUGCAUAUCCACCGCGGUUAGUUUUCGUUAUUUUUCGUAAGAAGUCGUAAGCUAUAAAAACUGACUUCAACGAGACAAUAUAUGCAUGUUCGUUAACCGUUUGCAUUUUAAAGCGUUCAGUUUAGUGCUGGUGGAGUAUUAUUGUUAUCUGGUUAUCAAAUCUCAAACCUAUUCAUAUUUGCUCGAGAAGUUGUAUCUUUCAUCAAACAUCGGCGGGGAGGUUUAACGGUUAUACAUACAUUUUUACAUCGGAAUGAUGCAUCUAUGUCCGAUUUUAACAAGAAGCAUUUGAAGAAACGAAUGCUCUGCUCUUAUUGGCUUAUUACAAGUUAAAUAACAGGACAGGGAACAGGUUGCAAUAUGUGUAAAAAGUGCCCGUAUUUUGCUACAGUAAACAAACUAGAAAAAGUCUUCCAUGCGCCGAGGAGGUCGCACUGAUCUCCUCCUACUCCAAAUGUUAGUUAGAGCAGUAAAGUCUGCCUCCUCUUCCUCCGAGUCGAGGGAACGUUUCUAAAAUUACAGUGCAAAGUGCUAGGAAAUGACACCUACCGUGCAGUUCGUAAUCUUUUGUUAUUACUUUUUCUUUGUUAUCUAUGAAGUCCAACCGGACAGCGUCCCACGCUGUUUGACUUCCUAUUCUAAUAGGCAGUGCUUUGGCCUUAUCCAAAACACAAAAUUGCGUUGUAUAUCUAACCACUCCGCACUCUCCAGCGCGAUCAGUGAAUUUGCAUUCCCUGGACACAAGUUUGCACCAUGCCGUAAAAUCUUUAGUGUUUUGCAAACUACAAUAGUACGGAGCGAGUUCCCAGGAAGGUCUUCCAUGUACAGAUUUUUCCACACCACACCGAAAAAUACUUAGACCGAUUAAAAUGGUCUUUGACGACAUUUUAUGCACCUAUCAAUGUAAUGCCGGCGGGGGGGGGAGGCAGGGCAUAGGGUGGGGAUUUGACUUUUUUCAAAAAUUUGCAAUCAAAUUCCCUGCCCACGGGCAAAUCAUUCCAGUCAAAUGCAACCAAAUUUCCCCACCCCAGGCUGCACAUUGCUGUCAGUCCCAAGGCAGAACCUAAGAAAGGCACAAUAAAAAUAUCUCCAAAUAAAACUCUGCAAUCUUUUAUAAACGUUGCUGCAUCACCAAAGAUACAUGUUCCUGUUACAGCUGCAAUUAUACGUUUUAACCAUAAUCCGUGUCACACUGGGUAGAAUACAUAAACCUUUAGGAGAAAGUCCACAUUUUGUAAGUCUAGAUAUACCGUUCUUAGUAAAGGGUACAAACAAAGUCAGUUUUAUCAGUGAUUGUAGCGAACGAGCCAUACACUAAUCAACUGUACUUGCAAAAAUCCGCUCGGUUUCUCUUUACUUCCGUUUACUUUGAUACCACAUUAUAUUAACAGGUUCAAUUGAUCAAAAACACCCUAAAACUAACGAAAUUUGAAGACCAAACAGUGAAGUCCACUCAGCCUUCGCUUGCUCUCAUUAGCCUCCAUGACUUCCUGAUCUUUUCAAACCGUAUGGCGCGUGCGUGAAGCGUAGAAGCGGGAAACACAUGUUCGGUCUCAGUCUUUUUCGUGCGAGUCGGCAGUCAAAUAUCUCCACGUCGGGCGAAGAAAGAUUCAAAUAUCCCCUCCCCUGGGAGAACAAGAUCAGUCAAAUGCCCUACCCCAGGGACAACAAAGACAAUCAAAUCCCCACCCUAUGCCCUGCCCCCCCUCGGCCUUACAUUGAUAGGUGCAUUACCUGCGAGACAGGUCAAACAGACGAGACACUGACACGACUUACACAGUCGACACACGUGUACAUGUGUCACGCCACCUCAUUCAUGAGGACUCGUGACCUAUGAUGUAACCGACUUGGAAAGGUUUCCAAUUUCACCAGAAGUAAUGCUCUUUUUUCAAUCCCGAGUGCGAAUUUAUGUUUUUUGACUUUUCUCACAUUAAAAUUUUGAUUUAGGGCCUCGGAGAACGUUAAAUGGAAGUCAAGAAACGUUGUUGAGUUCGUUUCUUUGACUGGAUGAUGAGCAGUAACAGUUAACGAAAGCUUGCCUUUUGGAAUUUCUCUCCCGCUUCCCGCCAUCAUAGAGAUCCCGCUUCCCGCCCUUUCUUCUCCCGUCUCCCGUACCCCUCCCGCCCCCUGUUCUCCCGGGCUCCCGCCCCCCUGUCCCCCUCCACUUCAAACGUGGGUUCAACACUGGUCACAACUGACUGAAGCUGGUUGUUUAUAUGAAAGCAGUCGUAAGGAGAUAUAGCAAAAUUUAACUGUGCAGUGUCAUCAGUGCUUUGGAUCCAUAAGAUAUAAUAUACUUACAUGCCACAAGGCUAAAAAAAAGAACUUCAAAUCCAGCUUGUUCUUUGGAAAAGCAACUCUCAGCCCAUUUUUCUGUAAUGCGGUAGGGAGUUGUUUUGUUGACUUUUUAAGACAAAAUAACUCGACUCUACAGUUCUCACAACAGUACUAUAGUGGAAACAUUCAGAUUAUGGGUUUUUGCACAUAUCUAAUGUAGAAAAGUUGUAGCGUGUCUGUAAGUUGGAUUUCAUCCACAGAUUUCAAAGUUUAAGUGAAAAAUAAUCUCACUAAAACUUGGUUUAGGAAUGAGUGGUUUGAGAUACUUGAAAUAAGAAAUAUCUGUUGUAUUUGCUUACAGUUCCAUCACAGAGAUCCAGGGAUUGUAGGACUUCUUACAAGUUAUGACAUUCCUAAACCAAUGUUUUACGGAUUAAUUGCUGAUGGUAUUCACACACACCCAACAGCUACCAGAAUUGCUCACAGGUCACAUCCUACGGGUAGGUGGAGUACGUACUAAUAGAUAGUUGUUUUUGUUUUGUUUUCUUUCUGUCACAAUUGCUAAAAUCAGCACCCUGCUUCAAAUACAUGAAAUAAAUAAAUUUAGCAAGUGAGAGGUGGCAUGUCUGCAUGGCUCUCCCACCAUUUCUUGUGAAAUUGGAAUUUGGAAAUGUUGGUUUAUCAGGAAUGCAGGAAAACCAGUGGACCUUGAGAAAAACCUCUCAAACCCACAUAUGGCAUUGACCCUACCUGAUUUGAACCUGGGCCACGCUGUUGGGAGGCAAGUGUUCUCACCACUGCACCAUCCCUUCCUUUCAAGUGUCCCGCAUCAAACUCUUGCUUGCCUUUGUUCCCCUGAAAUAAUACUAAUGCAGGCUAUUCCAGAGAAGAACCAAGUACCUCCAACCAACACCCACCCCCCGUCACUGAUAAUGUUUUUUUUCAUCGGGCAGUGUGCAAUAUGUUGUAGGUUUAAGGACUAAAUUACAUGUAAAUCCAGAUUACAAUUUCUCAGUCGUGGUAGAUUCUUAAUUUCCCUUUGUAUCCUAGCCCUACUUUCUUCAAUUAGGGAUGGGAGAAAAAAAAAGAGAGUCAACCGAGAGAAUGACCGAUUGGAGGAAAUCAACUGGUCAGAUGUUCAAGAUGUGGUUUUAUCCUUUGAUAAUUAAGUGCUCUGAGUAUAGCGACAGAACUUAAUUGGUUUCAAUCUGAAACUGAAAGCCAAAAGGAGAAUGCACUUUAUUUGAGUUCCUGAAUAGUAUUGAAAGAUACAAUCUCAGUUGUCCUGUUUAAUUUCUCAGUUUUUGCAUAUUAUUUUGUGUUAUGUCAUCUUUAGGCCAAGACUCCGAGGAUUGAGCAAAUUAAGUACCCCCUUGAAAUCAGUGUCCCCUCCUCUCUGUUUAGCUCACCUUCCGCAAAUAAAAACAAAGUGGAUAUUAAGGAAAAGUUUGAAAAUGUAUAAUAACAUGUCAUAAAAAUGUUGGAGAUGCUCUUGAAGAAUAGGUAUCAAUUGAGUGUUAGCUAGUAAUUAUUGCGUGCAUUCCUGUCGUACGAACAUCAAGAAAUUCACAAUUCUUUACCAAGGACCUGGAAUCUGGAACUGUCUUCCUGCAUCUGUUACAAACUUGUCAAGCUUUUCUGUCUUUAAGAACAAAGUGCUAGAGUUUUUAUUAAAAUAGUUACCAAAUUAGUUUAGCCGCACUUCUUCGCAGCCCUUAUUUUCUUAUAAUAUUGUGAUGUCGAGGUGGCCUCUCUUUAUAAGCCUGGUGGUUUCUUGAGCUCUCCUCACCUAUAACAACCUGCUGUAUGCUGUAAAAUUUGCUGUAAAAAAAAAGGCUAUUAAAAAAAAUGAUGAUGAUGAUGAUAGCCUUUGCUCAAAGACUUAAGACUCUCUCUACCCCUCUCUGAACUGCAGGUCUUGUGCUGAUUACAGAUGCCAUUGCAGCCCUUGGUCUCCCCCCAGGUUUACAUAAACUUGGCCCAAUGCAGGUGGAAAUUGACCAUGAAAAGGCCACACUACAAGGAACAAAUACUCUGGCUGGAAGGUUACUAUCUUUGAUAAAUAUAGGAAUCAGCAUAAAAUUAAGGAUGACAAUAAAUUCUGUUUGGAAACUUAAUAGAAAUCUUUACCUAAGUCUCUGUAUAUACUCAAAAGCUCUUGAAUGCUAACCUAAACUACUAACAGAAAAUAAUUAUACACAAUUAUAUCUGCCCUACAUUCUAAUCAUGAUGCAAUCUUGAAACAUGUCUUUUCUUUGAUCCUGUUUAUCAGAAAUUUGCUAUUAUUAUGAGUAAUAGUAGUUAUUAAUAUAUUUUUACUAUAUAUCAUUGUGAUUUUUGCAGUAUUGCCUCCAUGGAUGUCUGCAUUCAGAGAUUUAAGAAAAUGUCAGGUUAGUUUUAACAACUCCCAGCUUAUUUGCCCUACAUUAAGAGGUGUUGUUUUCAUGUACCGGUAGCUUGACCCAGUUUCUAUCUUUGCAAAUACUUUAAUAUGCAGCCUUUUGACAUUUUAAUAAUAAUAGCAUUUAUUUAAAUUUAUACACGACUAAAAACAGCAGAGCUGAUGGGGUCAUGUUAAAAGCCUAAAAGUAUAUAUUAACUUAAUAAGCUGACUUUUCAGUGUCAAAAUCAGUAUGUGGAUGUUUGUCACAUGAAUGACAUUAAUUAUUGCAUUGUAGGGUUGCUUACGUAAGAAGGGAAAAUGAAGUACUGUAUUUCCUCGAAUAAUAGCCGGGGGCGAUUAUUUCUUUUUUCCGCACAAAAUGGGGUGAUUAUUUGCGGGAAGGCAAUUAUUCGAGGGAGGAGAUUAUUUAAAAAGUUGCUCAAUGGAAGUCAUGCCCUAAAUAUUUUGUUUAAUUCUCCCAUUAAAUCAAAAUAUGAUCACAUCAAAUAAACUGAACAUGGGCUUUUUAAGUGUUCCAAGUUUUGUUCGUUGAUUAAUUUUCAGAGCUUGAAUUGUCACUGAUCAGUUUUGCGGAAUGAAAUUGCACUUUAACUUGACAGGGAGGGGAUAAAAUGAAGAGAAGAUGGCCAGAGGGGAGGGGGGGGUUAUUCGAGGGACUCAAUUUUUAUAUAUUUCCUUCAAACGGGGGCAAUUAUUCGAGGGAGACGAUUAAUCAAGGGACGGCUAUUAUUUGAGGAAAUACUGUAAAUCUAAUCCUGUGUUCUUAUUGGUGACCUGAACAGGCAAGAUGGGUCUGUCUUAACUUGCCCACUCAGGAUUUCCUGCAUUGCUCCCACAAGAAAAAUGUAAAAUCCCUUCCCAUAAUAAAUCCUUUAUUGACUUAGCUUGAGGACAAGAUAACUGGAUAUAUAUUUGCCUAAUUUUUUUUUUCAAUAGUUCAUCUCAAGCUUAACUUUGUUAAUGUCAAUAAAAACACACAAAAGAACUAUGAACAAUGUUGUGCCAUUUUGACCUCAGAAGUGGUCAAUAGUAAUGCAUAUUUUUGCUCCAAAGGGUGUCUAGCCUGCGAGCAAGCUCUCCUAUUUGGGUGAGUGAAGUGAGCUGCAUGAGAACAUGUGUACUUUACACAAUAUCCUUCAAGUGGAGAGCUUGCUUGCAGCAGGUUAAGGGGUGUCCAGAAGCUCAGUGUCAACUCCUUUUAAGAGAACUCAAGUUUUUUCCUAGUCGCAUAACAUUGACUGAAAAAAAAUACAAUCAAGUAACACCAUUCCGUGUACUGUUUCUUUUUCAUUUUAGGGUGCACCAUAGUAGAAGCACUUGAAGGAGCCACACUACACCCUGCACAGUUGUUACAAAUUGAACACAGAAAAGGGAUCUUAAAUUACAAUUCUGAUGCAGAUUUAGUGUUUGUAGAUGAUGACCUCAAUGUUCACGCAACUUUUAUAGCUGGUGAACCAGUGUGGUUGAAAAAAGGGGGUCUAGUUACUGGAGAUGUGCAGCUCAAAUAUAACUUGCUCUCUAAGAAAGUUAGAAAACAGAAUUGAAAAUUCAAAAGCAGGUUGGGCUGCAAGUGUUGUUGAUUACUCUGAACAUAGGAUCAGAAGUCACUUUAAAUUUCAUUUCUCUCUUCAAAUGAUUAUAUUCAUAACUAGAGAGAGAAGAAGUGUGUUGUUGUGUUGCCAUGGUAACAACAUUUCUGGAUCUCAGCAAUCUUAAGUAGGUAGCUUUAGAUACCACGGCAAGGAAAAUGUCACUUGAAAAGCGACUUUGCAUUGUUUGAAGCUUUGUCUUGUGUAGGCGUCAUCAUAUGUGCAUGUGAUUGAUAAACCAUGAGUUAGGGUAUUCAUGUUGUAGUCAUAUAGUGUGUGCAAAGAAAUGAACAGAAAAGAGUGCUGCAAAUGCAAAGUUGUUUUUUUGCUUAUCUUAGCCUACUGCUUUUUUUGAGGUUCUCGUUGUUGUCAUCACAGUGAAAUCUUAAAUUCCUGUUAGAAUAUUCAAACAACUUUAGAAUAUUUUAUUGGAGUGGUUUUCUUCCUGAUUAAUCAAUUUUGGGGAAGAAAGAUGUAAUCACUCUGAUCGACAUAGCCACCAUACUUGCAAGACUACAGUUUGUAGAGAUCCAGAAAUUUUGCUACCAUGGCAACACAACCUUAUGGCUUCUCCUCUAUAUUAAUCAUUAUUUUUAGUCUUUCACUGUGAUGUCUUGUCACACUAAUCUUUACACUUUUGAGUUAAUCACAAUUCUUUAUUACAAUAUUUAUUUGAUUUUAAAAGAGAGUAGUUAAAAGAAGUUUAAAUGUAUUUUUGCAAUCAAACCAUAUUUGAAAUAAGGUUAAUGUUUUUCACUGCUGUCAUAACCAACUGUUAAACACUUAAAUAAAAAAAAAAGUUAAUUGAAAAACUAGCAUUUCUUGUUUCUUAUUAAAUUCCCUCAAAGUUUAGGAUGU
Molecule: messenger RNA, 15853 nt
Organism: Porites lobata
Lineage: Eukaryota; Metazoa; Cnidaria; Anthozoa; Scleractinia; Poritidae
Source: the annotation of a GenBank genome assembly